Messenger RNA from Pocillopora meandrina, 1688 nucleotides. NCBI's taxonomy places the organism in Eukaryota, Metazoa, Cnidaria, Anthozoa, Scleractinia, Pocilloporidae. The record is from the annotation of a GenBank genome assembly.
AUGACGAGAUUUUACUGCCUCCAGUGUCAAUGUUGUGUUUGCCAUCUUUGCAUCGUCACGGAACAUAAAAGCCAUGAGGUUAUUUUACUUGACGAAGCAGCUGACAACGAGAAAGGAAAUAUCAUGGCAGAUGUUUUAAUGAGCCGAACAAGGGUAAAAGAUUUAAAGGAAACACUUCAACAAUUCCAAAACACAGCAAACAGCCUGCAAGAAAAUGCCCGUGUCGCUAAACGCGGAGUUUCGCAAGAAGCCGAGCAGAAGAUCGCAGAGAUUCGAGAGCGCGAGCGACAAGCCAUUGAAUCAAUCGACACAACGUGCGUUGCGAGACUCCAAAAAAUCAACUCGGCUCGACAGGCAGUAGAAUCUCUGAUGAAGCAAAACAACAAAGUCGCCGACUUUGCCGAAAACUUGGUGCAGAAAAGCUCCAGCUGUGAUAUCAUGCAAAACAAGCACAAUUUAAAACAGAGAUUUGAGGAGCUUCGAGGAAUCCAAGCUGCACAACACCAUCAGACCUCGUUCAUCAAGUUUUACCCCACUCCUGCUGUAGGCUCCAACUUGGGCGACAUUUCCACCGAAGACAAAGCAGACGCAAGUUGGUCCACUCUAGAGGGACUGGAUCAAACUUUUCAGGCUGGUUUAGAGGCAAAGUUUAUUUUAUGCCCCAAAACGCCUGAUGGAGAAAUCAGUAACCAGCCUGAUCUCAAACAGCAAAUUGAAGUUCUCAUACAACCAGCCAAAGAUGUCACACAAGUCACUGUUUGCAACACAGACAACGGGAGAUUCGAGGUCAAAUUUAUACCCAAAAAGUACCCGGUGCUUACAGCAUUGAAAUGAAGAUUAAUGGAGAUACACUCGCCAACUCUCCGUUCACUGUGGCGGUGAAGGAGCGUGAACUUAUCGUGGUCGGUGAGUUGGAUCUGGAUUUAUUAGAAGGAGAUCAGGUCGGCCGUCUAUUUGGAAUCGCGGUAAAUGCGAUAGGGAAUAUUGCGGUAACUGACAUUUGUAAAAACUGUGUUUACAUAUUCGAUAAAAAUGGUAAAUGUCUGAGAAAAAUUGGAGUUAAAGGGCAAUUUAAAGACCCAUGUGGCGUGACAUAUUUGAACGAUGACGAGAUUUUAAUUACAGACACAGUUAACAGCAGAAUACAACAAAUUAAUAUCCAGACAGGAACUGUUGUGAAAACUUUAGGAAAAGCAAGCGUAGGAGAGGUUUAUCGCCCAUUGGAUGUUUGUUUGGAUAAAGAACGUCGCAUUGUUGUAACCGAGUUUUCGAUUGGUAGCAUACAGGUGAUGUCACGCGAGGGAGAGACUAUUUCUAUCUUUGGAAACAUCGGCCCAGAAAAAUUAAACAACCCAAGGAGCUGUUUGCCUUACAAAAACAACUUUUUCGUCUCCGAUAGCGGUGAUCAAUGCAUCAAGGCUUUCGACAAGUCAGGAACAUUCUUACACAAGUUUGGCAAACUAGGGAAUCAAGAUGGGCAAUUUAACAACCCGAAAUGUUUGCUUAUAGACAGCUUCAAUAAUCUUCUGGUUUGUGAUAAGUUCAAUAAUCGAGUUCAGCAGUUUUCUCUGGACGGUCGCUUCACCGGUAAAAGUAUCACUUAUUUACCUUAUCCUCGUGGAAUAGCAGCAACACCAGAUGGACGUAUUCUCGUGACUACCACUAAAAAGAUUUUCAUAUUAAAGUAG